AUGGCUAUAGCUACUUCGCGUAACAACAGGAAUGCCUUAUGUUCAAUUAAUGUGAAUGGAGUUGUAUUGGAAGAUCCUGGGGAUAUAAGGGCUGCAGUGUUGGAUCAUUUUAGGAAUCAUUUUGCUGAAAGUUGGUCUAGAAGGCCAAGUUUAUCUGGCACUUUCAAUUCCAUUGGGGGGGUAGAGGUUAGGGAAGUACUUGAAGCUGAAUUUUCAGAAGUGGAAAUAUCUAGAGCCUUGAAGCAGUGUGAAGGUAAUAAAGCACCUGGUUCGGAUGGUUUUAAUUUGAUGUUAUUUAAGAACUGUUGGCAAAUUGUUAAGGGGGAUGUGAUUCACUUCAUGAAAGAUUUCCACAAGAACUCUAAGUUGGUUCAUGGAAUUAAUAGCUCCUUUGUUGCUUUGAUUCCAAAAUCUAAUAAUCCUUCUUGUCUUAAUGAUUAUCGGCUUAUUAGCCUUCUAGGCUCCUUGUAUAAAAUUCUUGCAAAGGUUUUGUCUAAUAGGAUCAAGAAUGUUAUGCCAAAGAUCAUUAGUGAUUCUCAAUCAGCCUUCAUUGGAGGUAGAAGUAUUUUGUAUGGUGUGUUGAUUGCAAAUGAAAUAGUUGACGGUUGGAAGAAGCAUAGGAAAGGCAUUGUUUUAAAACUUGACUUUGAGAAAGCCUAUGAUUCAAUUAACUGGGAGCUCCUCUUUUCUAUGCUCGCAAAUUUUGGGUUUGGUGCCAAAUGGAUCAGUUGGAUAAGAGAGUGUGUUUUCAGCCAGAGUUUUUGUAUUAGUCAAUGGAUCACCAACAUCUGA
This is a messenger RNA of Camellia sinensis, 792 nucleotides long. Lineage: Eukaryota; Viridiplantae; Streptophyta; Magnoliopsida; Ericales; Theaceae. The record is from RefSeq and is a predicted model, not a curated record.